This is a messenger RNA of Populus nigra (black poplar), 2652 nucleotides long. RefSeq lists its product as uncharacterized. NCBI's taxonomy places the organism in Eukaryota, Viridiplantae, Streptophyta, Magnoliopsida, Malpighiales, Salicaceae. The transcript is spliced from 5 exons. The record is from RefSeq and is a predicted model, not a curated record. The coding region runs from base 325 to 1227 and encodes 300 amino acids.
UUUCAAGAGAUUUGGUCCAGUCCAAUGGGUCCCGUUUUCCAAAAUUUGUUAUGGUAGAGAGAGAAGAGAAGAGCUUCAUAGAUAAUCUUGAAUCCCACGUCACGAAGGAGGAUAAAACAUUCCCUAACUUCUCGUCAAUCCUUUGUUCCUCCCAAUUAAAUAAUGCAAAAACAAAAACACUUUUCUUUUUAGAAAAAUAAAACCUUUUUUUAAGGAAAAAAUUAAAUAAAAAAAGUCUCUAAAUUGAAAAUCAACCCCCAUACUCCCCCCCACCCAAAAAAAAAAAAAAAAUCUCUCUAUGAUCGAGCUUUUCACGGGUUAUCAAUGCAAGACAUCGGCGAAUUUGGGGAUAUCAUGAAGUUCAAGAAAAUAAGUAGAGUGGAGGUGUUAAGAAAAACACACUUGUCGUCAUGUGCAUGGCGGUGUGGUGAGAUUAUCUCGGGGAAUGGACAAACUUAUUGGGUUAGGUAUGAUGGUUUGUGGGGUUUGAGUAACGAGGAUGAUGUGGAGAGUGUGUCAAGAGAGGUAAUUAGGCCCUGCCCUCCACCUGCGGAUGUUUCAGAUGGUUGGGCUGUUGGUGAUUUGGUGGAGGUGUUCGAUAAUCUUUGUUGGAAAACUGCAGCAGUUAUGAAGGUCAUGAGGGGAAAUCGUUGCUUGGUUAGGCUAAUCGGGUCUUCAACAGAACUUCAAGUUGACAAAGUUAACAUUAGGAUGCGCCAAUUAUGGCAAGAUGGCAGAUGGGUUGAAAUUGGAAAGGGUUCUGGCAGUUUUGAAAAUGAGAAGUUGAAUAAACCAUCAGUUUUCAGUUGUUAUCAGAAGAAGAGGUCUCUAAUGCAGCAAGCCAGUAAGAAGAGGAAAGUGCAAGCAAGAGAAACUUGUUUAGCUAUUGAGCACAACUUUGGUUUCCAGGAGUCUUGUGCUAUGUCAGCUAGAACAUCCAAGAAGGCAUCCCCAUUUUGGGCAACUCACUUUGAAUCAUGUAAUGAAAAAGUUGACAAAAUGAGAGCGAUUGGGAAACAGAGUGAGGGCCCGCGAGUGAUAUCAGGGUACCCAUCCUCAUUCCUGAAAAAGGGCCACAGUUGGAGGCAUGCGAAUUUUGCUUCCAAAGGUCUAAAGAUGAUGCUGGGGACCUGUGGUUCACCAUCAUUUUUCUGGCUCAACGAGUUGGGGGCAAUGUGUGCUGGGAUCAUGUGCAGAGUACUGGAUGAAUUAAAAGCAGAACUCUGAUAUGGCUGCCAUGAGGAGGUCAUCUUAACUCCAAGAUUGAAUCAUGCACAAGAUUUAUCUUGCCCUUCUUUUUUGGGUACAAACGCAUGUUCUCUUACUGAUUACAAUGUCCUUAACUGCUAAUUUGAUUUAAUACCCAAGUUUCCUUCAAAAUAUGGAUCCCUUCUGGUUUUCUUUUGGCAGUUUAUGUUUUAUAAUGUAGUACUGUUAGAAUUGGAGUGGAGUACUCAGUUGGCUGCUGGUAGUUUUGUGUAAGAAGUACAAAUCUACUUGCUGAUUGAUCAGCCGUCAAAUCAGUAAAUAUGCAAGUCAUAUUGUCCAUGGGAAAGGAGGGUCUAAUGAAUUCUUGCUAUUUGAAUUGUUGGGGUCCUAGACAUGGGUUUCAAUAUUUGGUUGAAAUGGCAAUGUAUGCUGGAAUAGUGACAGUCUGUUGGGCUGUUCUGGAGACCGAGCAGCAAUGUAGGCCGUGGAACAACAAUAGGGUUUGAUUCCCUGAAGAAGCAUCCGGAAACAUUCAUUGAAGGAUAAGUUUAUUUCCCAAAAUUAUGCUCUUGAUUACUUUGACAGCACAUCACCAGAUGGUAAGUACUGAAGUAUUAUAUAGUAUAUGGAUUUAUUUGGCAGGUUCCCAAGUAUUCAGAUUUUGAAUGAUAUCUAGAAAGUAACAAUGUUAGAACUUCAUCAAGCAUUGAUUUUCGUAUGAAUUUGAUCCGAAGUAAUGAUUAACUUCUAAUUUUUUCAUCUCAAAUAGAUUGCCCUUUAAUAUGGACGCAUUAGGUACAGCUUGUAGUCUCACUGUGGCCAGAUUUCUAAUCAAUAUUCCGAGGCAGCAUCCCCAUUGAAGUUGCUGUUGGGGCUUUGGUGAGAAGUUCAAAGUUUGUUUACAAGUUCAUUUAUCAUGUCCGAUACAGUGCCAGCUGAUCAGAGUAUAGAUUCCCCUCUAAUAUGGAUGCGUUAGUUACAGCUUGGAGUCUUUCUGUUGCCAGAUGUCCAAGCACUAUUCUGAGGCCAUUGAAGUUGCUGUUGGGGCUUUGGUGAGAAGUUCAAAGUUUGAUUAUGAGUCCAUUUAUCAUGUCUGAUGCUGAGCCAGCUGAUCAGAGUCAUUCUAAAAGAUGAACGUCGAUUGAAGUGAUGACAUGAAAUCCCUUACUCCAUUGUGGAGACAGGAGCACUCGAAAUUGGCCCUCAUUAAGCUUGCUGUAUUUGAAACCGAUUAUCACCGGCUGUGGUUAGAUUAUUUCCCAUUGUGAUUCGUGAUUUGUUCCAAUUGUCAAUGCUUAUACAGUCUGAUCUGUUGGUAGUUGUAGUUUUGCAAACUGUUUGGUCAUAAUGUAGCAGCUAGUAGUACUGAUGCAGAUAACCUUAGUAGUGACGCUGAAUCCUUUUUACGCAGAUAACCUUAGUAGUUGAAAGAAUUAAUGGCAA